AUGAGCAGCGGCAACAAUGGCGGCAGGAACGGGGGGCUGGAGCUCAACCUGAACCAAUCGCCUCCGCCGCCCCUGGCCGCAGCGGAGAGGAUGGAGGUGGACGGCGGUCAUGAUGAAGACGACGAUGACUACAGCAACGGCUCGUCGUCGCCUAGCUCGUGUGUGUCGUCGGAUGAUAGCCAUGGCGGCUGGGAGCCGUCGCCUAUGGCGAUCGGAGCGUGCGAGCGGUGCCUCUUGUACUGCAUGGUGACCAAGGAGGAGUACCCCGUCUGCAUCAACUGCAAGCAGCCCUUCCUUGUGGACGUCCUCCCUGCCGGCGACGACAAGAAGCGUGGCCAGCGCCAGUAA
This is a messenger RNA of Triticum turgidum subsp. durum (durum wheat), 348 nucleotides long. The record is from the annotation of a GenBank genome assembly. NCBI's taxonomy places the organism in Eukaryota, Viridiplantae, Streptophyta, Magnoliopsida, Poales, Poaceae.